Messenger RNA from Myotis lucifugus (little brown bat), 2728 nucleotides. It is a transcript of the gene RARS1, whose product is annotated as arginyl-tRNA synthetase. Gene Ontology annotation, molecular function: ATP binding; arginine-tRNA ligase activity. The transcript is spliced from 16 exons. Gene Ontology annotation, cellular component: cytoplasm. The coding region runs from base 790 to 2616 and encodes 608 amino acids. Gene Ontology annotation, biological process: arginyl-tRNA aminoacylation. The record is from RefSeq and is a predicted model, not a curated record. Lineage: Eukaryota; Metazoa; Chordata; Mammalia; Chiroptera; Vespertilionidae.
GCGCAGCGGGGUCCCGGGACCCGGGCGGUGGUGCCUCGGAGGCGAGCCCCCUUCCAGGGGUGGGAGGGAAAGAACCCUUCGUUCCAGGGCCCCGCCCUCUCGUGCACCCUCCCUCUCCCAGCCGGCAUGUCCUGUUGGGCUGGAGCCUGGCGAGCUCAUUACAGCCGCCCCUCGGGGUCCCUCCUGCCCCGCGCACACGCGUGGCUACAGGGGUUGCGGGGGGCGAGGCGGGGAGGAGAGGCGCCGUGGGUCCGGGGUUGCAGCUCAGCCUCCCUUCUCUCCGUGGUGCUGAGCAGGAGGAAUUCUGAAAAGCCCAGGGCAGGGCUCAUCGCACGGGACUUUGCUCGCUGCCUUCACCGUCACAAGCUCAUAGUGAAAGCGAAAGUUGGGCAGUGCCUUGGGUGGGAGGCAAGGAGCUCAAGUUAAUCAUCGCCACGUCCAGGGAACGGGUUUAUAGCCCUAACUCGGCAGCCCCGAGGUUCAGGCUGACCGAGCAAACCGGCAGGUCGGCUGCUCCGGGCAUCUGUUCUGGGCCAGCGAGGGGGGUCUAAGUGCUUCUUCCCUGGCGGUGGGAAGGAUUAUAGAUACAGUUUCUGAAGUGUUUAGCUCAGCACCUGGAAGGAAAGAGAGAUCAAGUCUCUGACGGCUGAAAUUGAUCGGCUGAAAAACGGUGGCUGUUUAGAAGCUUCUCCGAAUUUGGAGCAGCUGCGGGAAGAAAACUUAAAAUUAAAGUAUCGACUGAAUAUCCUUCGAAAGACUUGUCCUGUUACAGUUCCUAGCAUACCCCAGAUGGGAGAGCAUCGCAUUGUGAGUAGUCUUCAAGCAGAAAGGAACAGACCAACUAAAAAUAUGAUUAACAUCAAUCGCCGCCUACAAGAGGUCUUUGGCUGUGCCAUUAAGGCUGCGUAUCCAGAUUUGGAAAAUCCUCCUCUACUAGUGACACCAAGUCAGCAGCCCAAGUUUGGGGACUAUCAGUGUAACAGUGCCAUGGGUAUCUCUCAGAUGCUCAAAACCAAGGAACAGAGAGUUAAUCCAAGAGAAAUUGCCGAAAACAUUACCAAACACCUCCCAGACAAUGAAUAUAUUGAAAAAGUUGAAAUUGCUGGUCCUGGUUUUAUUAAUGUCCACUUAAGAAAGAAUUUUGUAUCAAAGCAGUUGACCAAUCUCCUAGUGAAUGGUGUUCAACUACCUGCCCUUGGAGAGAACAAAAAGGUUGUAGUUGACUUUUCCUCUCCCAACAUAGCCAAAGAGAUGCACGUAGGCCAUCUCAGGUCAACUAUCAUAGGAGAGAGCAUGUGCCGCCUCUUUGAAUUUGCAGGAUAUGAUGUGCUAAGAUUAAACCAUGUAGGAGAUUGGGGAACCCAGUUUGGCAUGCUCAUCGCUCACCUGCAGGAUAAAUUUCCAGAUUACCUAACAGUUUCACCUCCUAUUGGGGAUCUGCAGGCCUUUUAUAAGGAAUCCAAGAAGAGAUUUGAUACUGAGGAGGAAUUUAAGAAGCGAGCGUACCAGUGUGUAGUUCUGCUCCAGAGUAAAGAUCCAGAUAUCAUAAAAGGUUGGAAGCUUAUCUGUGAUGUCUCCCGCCAAGAGUUUAAUAAAAUCUAUGAUGCAUUGGACAUCUCUUUAAUAGAGAGGGGGGAGUCCUUCUAUCAAGAUAGGAUGAAUGAUGUUGUAAAGGAAUUUGAAGAUAAAGGAUUUGUGCAAGUGGAUGAUGGCAGAAAGAUUGUAUUUGUCCCAGGAUGUUCCAUACCUUUAACCAUAGUGAAGUCCGAUGGAGGUUAUACCUAUGAUACAUCUGACCUGGCUGCUCUUAAACAAAGACUAAUUGAGGAAAAAGCAAAUACGAUUAUCUACGUGGUGGACAGUGGACAAGCUGUGCACUUCCAGACAGUAUUUGCUGCUGGCCAAAUGAUUGGUUGGUAUGACCCUAAAGUAACUCGGGUGUAUCAUGCUGGAUUUGGUGUGGUGCUGGGGGAAGACAAGAAGAAGUUCAAAACACGUUCAGGUGAAACAGUGCGCCUCAUAGACCUUUUGGAAGAAGGACUAAAACGAUCCAUGGACAAAUUGAAGGAAAAAGAAAGAGACAAGGUUCUAACCCCAGAGGAACUGAAGGCUGCUCAGACAUCCGUUGCUUAUGGCUGUAUCAAAUAUGCUGAUCUCUCCCAUAACCGGUGGAAUGACUACAUCUUCUCCUUUGACAAAAUGCUGGACGACAGAGGAAACACAGCUGCUUACUUGUUGUAUGCUUUCACCAGAAUCAGGUCUAUUGCUCGUCUGGCCAAUAUUGAUGAAGAGAUGCUCCAGAAAGCCGCUCGAGAGACCGAGAUCACCUUGGACCACGAGAAGGAAUGGAAACUGGGCCGGUGUAUCCUACGGUUCCCUGAGAUUCUGCAGAAGAUUUUGGAUGACCUGUUUCUGCACACUCUCUGUGAUUAUAUCUAUGAGCUGGCAACUACUUUCACUGAAUUUUAUGAUAGCUGCUAUUGUGUGGAGAAAGAUCGGCAAACUGGAAAAGUGUUGAAGGUGAACAUGGGCCGUAUGCUGCUAUGUGAAGCAGUGACUGCUGUCAUGGCCAAGGGGUUCGAUAUCCUGGGAAUAAAACCCGUCCAAAGAAUGUAAUCUUUCUAGGUUUGAACACUGUGUGUUUUUACCAAAGUGGCCAUUCGCACUGUUGGCUUUUUUACAAUCAUGUGGAUAUAAAAACAAGUAAAGGAAAUUUGUCAACUAUCUA